Heteronotia binoei (common prickly gecko) is the source of this 2128-nucleotide messenger RNA. RefSeq names its product protein disulfide isomerase family A member 6 (gene PDIA6). Bases 1 to 1725 code for a protein of 574 amino acids. Lineage: Eukaryota; Metazoa; Chordata; Lepidosauria; Squamata; Gekkonidae. The transcript has 14 exons. Gene Ontology annotation, molecular function: protein-disulfide reductase activity; protein disulfide isomerase activity. The record is from RefSeq and is a predicted model, not a curated record. Gene Ontology annotation, biological process: response to endoplasmic reticulum stress. Gene Ontology annotation, cellular component: endoplasmic reticulum lumen.
AUGAAGCAAUGGAGCGGGGAGUCCAGCAUGCCACCUCAAGAUCCUCAGAGCCAGUCGCUGCUUGCAACGUCACGCGGCGGCCAGGAAGCGGAUUCACGGGCUCCGGAUCUCUUCUUCGGGCCGCCUCCUUACUUUCGAAGCUCCUCUCGCCGUUUCACGCUGGAAGCCUCGCCUCCUCCUUUCCGGAGUCUCUUCCACCCCGGCAUGAUCCGGCGGCUUCUCAUUGGCUAUGCAAAGGAGAGAAGGUCGCGAGCGCCAAUGAGCGACGGCCACGGCUGGGAUCGGAGCAACAUUUGGCGCUGUGCGUGGAAGGGGAGCGGAGACUCGCGGUGGCCCCAUCGGAGUGGCUUGGCAGUGGAGCGGCGACAGCCAUGGGCUCGUUUACCGGAAGGCGGCUGUUGUUGGUGGAUUCUAGGAACAGUAAGCUGCACGUUGUUUCUGGCUGUCAACAGCUUGUAUUCCUCCAGUGACGAUGUUAUAGAGCUGACGCCAACAAACUUUAACAGAGAAGUCAUUCAGAGUGACAGUUUGUGGCUAGUAGAAUUCUAUGCACCAUGGUGUGGUCACUGCCAAAGACUGACGCCUGAGUGGAAAAAAGCUGCAACAGCAUUAAAUGGCGUUGUGAAAGUAGGGGCCGUCGACGCAGAUAAGCACCAGUCCUUAGGUAGUCAGUAUGGUGUGAAAGGAUUUCCCACAAUCAAGAUCUUUGGUGCCAACAAGAACAAAGCAGAAGAUUACCAAGGGGGCAGGACAAGUGACGCUAUUGUUGAUGGUGCUCUAAGUGCCCUUCGGUCAAUGGUGAAAGAUCGCCUUAACGGCAGAGGAGGUGGAUAUAGUUCUGGCAAACAGAGCAGCCGAGAUAGUGGAGGCUCAGGCAAAAAAGAUGUGAUUGACCUGACAGAUGACACCUUUGAUCAGAAUGUUUUGAAUAGCGACGAUGUCUGGCUGGUAGAGUUUUAUGCUCCUUGGUGUGGACAUUGCAAAAAUCUAGAGCCAGAAUGGGCCUCAGCUGCAACAGAAGUGAAGGAGCAAACCAAGGGAAAAGUGAAGCUGGCUGCAGUUGACGCUACAGUGAGCCAAGUGUUAGCAAGCCGGUAUGGGAUCCGUGGAUUUCCUACCAUCAAGAUCUUCCAGAAAGGAGAAGACCCUGUUGAUUAUGAUGGUGGACGGACUAGAUCAGAUAUUGUUGCUCGUGCUCUGGACCUGUUUUCUGAGAAUGCACCGCCACCUGAACUCCUAGAGAUUAUUAAUGAGGAUGUCUUGAAGCAAACAUGCGAUGCUCACCAGCUCUGUAUCAUUUCUGUUUUGCCUCAUAUUCUAGAUACAGGAGCUGCAGGUAGAAACUCCUACUUGGAAGUAAUGUUAAAGAUGGCAGACAAAUACAAAAAGAAAAUGUGGGGGUGGUUGUGGUCUGAAGCAGGAGCACAGCCUGAUCUUGAAAAUGCCUUGGGAAUUGGAGGAUUUGGCUAUCCAGCAAUGGCAGCGGUUAAUGCGCGGAAAAUGAAAUUCGCACUCCUGAAAGGCUCAUUCAGUGAACAAGGGAUUAAUGAAUUCCUAAGGGAGCUGUCUGUUGGCCGUGGGUCCACAGCACCAGUAGUUGCGGGGGGCUUCACAAAGAUUAACACAAUAGAACCAUGGGACGGGAAAGAUGGUGAGCUACCUGCUGAAGAGGAUAUUGAUCUCAGUGAUAUAGAUCUUGAUGACUGGGACAAGGAUGAAUUGUGAGAGGCUGAAGACAUUUAGUUUCUUGAGAGACUUUGGGUUGUGGUUUGGCACAUCCUCACUAUACAGCAGCCUUUUUGAAGGAGGAACCCUCAGUUGUCGGAAACACUGUUCAAGCGAACUGGGUUCCUCUCAAGAAAACCAUCUAAAAAUUCUAUGAAUUUUUUUGUUUUUUUGUAUCUGGUAAAAUUGAUUGUAUCUUGCGCAACAGGUAUCUUGAAGACAACACUGAUCUUUCAUUGAAAUUCUCAUUUUGGCCUUUGUCCCACUGGUAUGUACUGUUUGACCGUGACUUGAGAUUUUUUUAUUGUAACUAGUUUUAAAAUGUGAUCUUUCUCCCUUCCAAAUGGCAGUUGCUCUAGCCUUGAUUUCAAUGAAAGAAUAAAAAAAAAUAUUUUUGACACAC